GCCCAGCCCACCCAGACAGCUGGAGCUCAAGGUGUCCCUGGCCACACCCCUCUCCUAUCUGAUUGGGGAUGGUUCUGACCCACCUGAAGGUCCAGCCUGGCGAAUGUAUCGCAGUGAAGGGGACGGUGCCGCUGGAUGCCAAGAGCUUUGCCCUGAACAUGGGUCGGGCUGGCUCGGACCUGGCCCUUCACUUCAACCCCCGAUUUGAGAGCCACGGGGACACCUGCAUCAUCAUCUGCAACUCGCUGCAGGGUGGGGAGUGGGGGCAGGAGCAGCGGGAGCCAGACUUCCCCUUCCAGCAGGGGCAGGAUGCCAAGAUCUGCAUCUCCUUCGAUGACCAGGAGCUGACGGUGGCCCUGCCGGGGGAGCAGCAGCUCAAGUUCCCCAACAGGCUGGGGCUGGAGGCCAUCGAAUUCUUCUCCGUGGAGGGAGACUUCAGGGUCAAGUCCAUCAAGUUCAAGUAGCUCCACCCCUUCCCUGCUGGCUCCUCCUCUUCCCUGCUGGCUCCACCCACUCCAUGGGGGGGUUAAAACCUACCAAUAAACAUG
This is a messenger RNA of Gopherus flavomarginatus (Mexican gopher tortoise), 548 nucleotides long. RefSeq names its product 16 kDa beta-galactoside-binding lectin-like. NCBI's taxonomy places the organism in Eukaryota, Metazoa, Chordata, Testudines, Testudinidae. The record is from RefSeq and is a predicted model, not a curated record. Gene Ontology annotation, molecular function: carbohydrate binding; laminin binding. The coding region runs from base 69 to 464 and encodes 131 amino acids. The transcript has 4 exons.